AUGGGGACUCUGUUCUGUGGAGGCAAGCAACUCAUGGUCACUGUCAUGAGCGCCAUGAGAUUGCCGCCUGUGAAUGCCGUGUCCGUUGGAAACUUUCAUACUUGUGCGGUUCUCGGGGAUGGCUCUUGUAGAUGCUGGGGCAGGAACUCUUUUGGCGAGGCAGGCAUGGGCCAUACGCAGCAAAUAUCUGUGGAGAAGUCUGCAGCUGUCAACCUGGGAGCUAACGUGACCGUGAAGCAGCUAGCAGCCGGGGAUCAUACAUGUGCAGUUCUGGACGACGACACACUGAGGUGUUGGGGGAACAACAUGUAUGGGCAGCUAGGGCUUGGCCACACCAGACAGAUAGGUGAUGAUGCCAAAGAGAUGGGGCAGUUCCUCCCUCCCGUGGACGUCGGAGCUGGCCGGACGGUGAAGCAGGUGGCGGCUGGAGACGAACACACAUGCGCAGUGCUGGACGAUGACACACUGAGGUGUUGGGGGCAAAACGGGUUUGGCGAGCUUGGGCUCGGCCACACCAGACAGAUUGGUGCUGAUGCGGAAGAGAUGGGGCAGUUCCUCCCUCCAGUUGACGUGGGAAAUGGGCGAACAGUGAAGCAGGUGGCAGCUGGCCAUCGACAUACAUGCGCAGUGCUGGACGACGACACACUGAGGUGUUGGGGCAGCAACGGUUAUGGCAAGCUAGGGCUCGGCCACGACAGACAUAUAGGUGAUGAUGCCAAAGAGAUGGGGCAGUUCCUGCCUCCAGUUGACGUGGGAGCUGGUCGGACGGUGAAGCAGGUGGCAGCUGGACAACAACAUACAUGCGCAGUGCUGGACGACGACACACUCAGGUGUUGGGGCCGCAACUGGUAUGGCGAGCUAGGGCUCGGCCACAACAGAAAUAUUGGUGAAACACCGCAAGAGAUGGGGCGCUUCCUGCCUCCAGUUGAUGUUGGGAGUGGUCGGACUGUGAAGCAGGCGGCCGCUGGUUAUGACGAGACCUGUGCGGUGCUUGACAACGAUGCGCAGGUUUGCUGGGGUUUGAGCAUAGGGGACCAAGAGGGCGAGAUGGGGGACAGGCUGGCUGCGCUUGAGCUGAUUAGCACGGCUGCACAGACCCAGUUACGGUUGAAUGGCAGCACGGCCUUGCAAGGCAGAUUGGAGGUCCUUUACCAAGGAUUAUGGGGCACGGUCUGCGACGACCAAUGGAACGACUUGGAUGCGCAGGUGGCUUGCUCCCAGUUGGGCUGGGCAGGCGGCAUUCCCUUGUUCCGCUUCAGUAGCGGAAACAUGAAGUUUUGGAUGGACAACGUGCAGUGCAGUGGCAAAGAAGCCUCUCUGGGGCUUUGUCCCUUCAGAGGAUGGGGUUCCCACAACUGCGCCCGCCAACAGGCUGCUGGAGUACAGUGCCACAUCGAUGCCUGGACCCAGCUGGUCCUCCCCGGCGGUCCCUUGGCAAGGGAAGGCCACUCGGCCAUCUGGGACGAUGCGAACCAGUCCCUUCUCAUCUUCGCUGGCGAGGCGUCUGCGCACCUUCAGUCCUACAGCGACCUGUGGCAGUUCAGCUGGCCCACGAAAUCUUGGAGCGUCCUCGAGCCUUCCGGAGGAGCGCCAACGUCCAGAUUCGCUCACACUUCUGUUUGGGAUGCUGCCUCCAAGAUGAUGCUGGUCUUCGGUGGCCAGUUGGGCGAUGUGGUGUAUGAUGAGCUUUGGCUGUAUGAUGCGCUGGUGAGCACGUGGUCCCUUCUCGUACCCGAGGUGCGUCCUAAAGGCAGGGCUGGCCACACGGCUGUGUGGAUUCCAGGUGGUAGGCGCAUGCUUGUCUUUGCGGGCUUGGGGUCUUCAAGCCUCAAUGAUCUGUGGGCCUACACAUCCCAAGGGUCUUGGCAUGAACUGGUGGUACCUGGGCCAAAGCCGGUCCCCAGGAGCCGGCAUGCGGCUGUCUGGGAUGUGGGCACGGAGGCCAUGUUGGUGUUUGCCGGAUGGGACGGAACCCAGCGCCUCAGUGAUUUGUGGCACUACAGUGCUUGGAGCAAUGCCUGGAGUGAGCUGCACCCGAUGUCUGCAGCCGGUGUAACCGGUAGGGCUGGCCACUCAGCCAUCUGGGACCAGCAAUCCGCAUCCAUGCUCGUAUUUGGUGGAACGGCCGACAGCAACGGCUCUACGACCUACGCCGCAGACAUGUGGAAUUAUAGCCUGCUUGCCAAUGCUUGGACUCCUCAAGCACCUCUUGGACCUUACCCAAACCCCGCCGGACGCGAAGAUCAUACGGCAGUUUGGGACGAGGGGUCUCGGAAUAUGUUCGUCUUUGCCGGUUCGGAUGCCAAUCACAGAGAUGAUCUCUGGCGCUACAAGGGGUUUGAAGCGCAACCGUUGCUUGUCAUCGAGUGUGCCAGGGGUCAGCCUUGCUCCAUGGAGGAUGCACCAAGCCAGCUCACCACCGGCAUGGCCGAAUGUCCGCCACAGCUUCUGUCUGGUUUCUCCAGCGCACCUCUGGAGGGUGCAGGCACGGAUGCUGCGUUGAUGACAGGCCCCGGUGUGUACCGCCUGUGCUGGUGCUCCGGCAGCGCUUGUGACGCUGCUGACAACUUCACAGUGCCCAGGGGAUUCCUCCUCGUAGCUGGACCCUACCCUAACCAAUCGGCCACCUGUGAAAUUGGUACGAGAUGCGUCAUAGCAGGGCUCUUGGGCGUCCGCCUGUUGCCGGGCGACAAGCUGAUGCCACUGCAGCAAUGCGGGACAAGGCGGAUGACCAAGCUGUUCCCAACCUCUGCGCCUGCAGCUUCCGUUGUGGGAUCCUUCAACGAGGCAUCUGAUGUGCUGGAGUUUGUGCUCUCGGACCUGCCGUUAAACAGCACAGUCCCCGAAGCCAUGGAAUUGUGCUGGUGCUCUGGCCAGCACCGCUGCGAUGAGUUGCCGCAAUUCUCCACUUUGGCAGUCACCUUGCGGCUAGUCUGUCCGGCGGGCCAUUACGUGCCAGUCCCGAAGACUGCGAACUCAUCUGCUGACCUUUGCAUGGAGUGCAGGGCCGGAUUCUACUGUCCUGGCAAUGAUGCUGGGGAACUCGAAUGUCCCUUGGGACUAACUUCCUUCAGCGGAGCCGCUAGCAUUCAGGACUGCUUUUGUGCCAGCGGCUUCUUUUUGAACAGCUGGACUGGUGCGUGUGCUUCCUGCCCGGGCAACGCUGGGAGCAACCCCAACUCCACAUCGGAGGAUGGGUGUUUCUGCCUUCAGGACCACUACGCGCAGUUGGACGGUGACCGCUUGGACCGCUGCGCCAGCUGCGCGGGCUUCCGUGGCCUCCGCUGCCCGGGCAACUUCGAAGCAGGACGGCACGCUCGACCCCGGGCCGUUUCAGGCUACUUCCAGACAGGAGACUUUGUGGCCGUGAAGUGCCACGUAACCUUGGAGAGCGGCAGCGUGUGCAAAGGCAGCAGCGGCACCCAGGGAGGGGCCGACUGCGAUCCAGGGGACCUGCAGUGCUUGUACGGAGAUUUCUGCGAGGAGGGCAGCUCGGGCGUGCUCUGUGGCGAGUGCGAAGAGGGCUGGGCACGGCAGGGCUUUCCGAGCCCUUGCCAAAGCUGCCAUCAGGGCGUGGGGCAGUCCGCCUCACUGGUGUUAGCGCUCUUGGCAGACGUGGUCAAGGUCACGGUGCUCAACUUUGUGGUCUCGGUGCUCGCAGCCCGCGGCGCUGCCAAGGGCACGAAGCUGCACACGAGCAUCAUCCGAAUCUUUACGCAAUGGAUGGCCACAUGCUCACUGCUGCUACACUUCAACCUGGACCAGCUCACGCCCUUCGCGUGGUCAGAGCCCCCUCAAAGUGGGGAGUCGGACGGCGCGGACAGCACGCCCCUUUUCCCAUGGCCCACGGAAAUCACAUAUGCCAUGAACCAGCUCUUCAGCGUCAUGGCUCUACUACCGGACGUCUCUGUCAAUUUCUGGCUUCAAUGCCACGGUGGGAUGUGGGCACAGGGACUCUACUACUUGAGCCUCCCAGCCUGGGCAGUCUUGGGGAGUUUCCUCCUUUGCUUCGUGGUUGUUCAUGCGAUCGUGCCCUUCGGGGCCAGGUUCGGAGUCUUCUUCAACGAGCGCGAUCAAGUGAAACAGAAGCGCAAGACGGCAAUGGCGAAGCUGGAAGAGGCAAUUUCAUGCCUACUGGCUUCACAGAGAGGCCCUUCGUGGCCAGACCUGGCAGACUCCGGCUUCUUAGAGACCUUGCAGCUCGUGGAGUUAGACGACGCGGCCGCGGAUCCUGGGGCGUUCGUCACAAAAGCCGGAUGGUGGAAAGAUGAGGCACCGGCGAGGAAGCUUUGUGUCAGGCAGGCCGCGUCGCACCCCUCUCUCCCAACACUCUGCCAAGAGGUCGGACUUGAUCCAUUGGAUCUGGAAGGCACUCCACCAGAUCUCUUGAUGGAGGGCAUGACGUUGCAGUCUCUGCAACAGGCCUUCGACUGUCCCACAUCAUCCUGGCUGCAAAAGCUGCUACAGCGGUCAUUGGCUUGGCAGCGGAAAGGACAGCUUGAGGAAGUGGCAGUUGCUUCUGGGCUGUCCGUGCGCGAGCUCGCGAUUGCCGUAGCCGAUUCGCACACCUCUUUGCGCGGGCUUCGUCUGACUUUGGAUAUACCGGCUCGGCUUCUUGAGGUCCUGCACAGCCAGAUUGAGAAGCUGAAGCAGGAAGUGCCCGAGACCAGCGAGCACCAGAGCGUGGAAGUGGACGAGUCGGGAGGUCCCGGUGUAGCUGUCGACAUGGAGUCACUGGAUUUCGGCUUAUUCACUCCUUUCCCGAAGCCGAGAGAACUGGUGCAGCAGUGCACGCCGGUCAUUUGGCUAACGCUGAUCGGUAUCUGGCCCACGUUGCUCUCCAAGUUUCUGCAGAUGGUCUGGUGCAGCCCCAUAGCACAGGAGGGCCGAAUUGUGCAACGACUGCUUCCUCACCCCAACAUCGAGUGUGGUUCCGAAGUGCACGUGCCGCUCAUUUGCGUAGCUUGCCUUGGGCUGAUCUUCUGGUGCGCGGGCCUUCCAGCUUGCCUUUUCACACUGAUAUGGAGGUUAAAGGACCGGCAACAUCCUGAGAAUUACCGGAAGUUCGGCUACUUCAUACAAGGCUUGGAGUACCGCUACUGGUGGUGGGACCUGAUCGUGAAGCGAGCCGACAUUGCCACCAUGCUGCUCGUGACCUAUACGUCCCUGGCGGAUGAUGAGCGCGCCAAGCUGCUGCUUUACCCACUGCUUUCCGGGCUCCAGCUGGCGCUGUGCGCGCGCUGUCGGCCCUACUCGAACGAGCAGGCGGAGCUCCUGGACUUUUUGGAGUUCGUAUUGCUGGCGGCUCGUUUUUUGCUCUUCAGUGUGGUAGCGAUCUUGCUCAUCUUCUUCUCCUCUGACACGUCGCCGCGAAGAGUCUGGUUCUCGGCCGUCUUCCUUUUUGCCAUGAUGGCCUCUGCUAGCUGCUUCGUGGUGAUGCAUAUCGCCGCCCAAUUCCUCCGGGAUGCUUCGACGGAGUUGAAGGCGGAAGCGGAAGAGGAGAAGGAGCUGUUGGUUGCCAAUCCAAAGCAAGGAAUGAGGGCAACGCUGGCAGGUGUUGUCAAGAUGCUGCAGAAGUAUGCGGUGAACUACUUGCUGCCACUCUUCCAGGAGUCUGAGGAAGAGUGUCUCAAGUUCACCUGGUCGGUUCUCGAUGAUGGCUGGAAACUGGAGAAGACCAAGGAGUCUACGCCACGUGGCAGCCUUCUGAAGCAGGCCCUGGCAGCCGUCAUGGCCCUCCGAGCCAUACUGCUGCGCUUCGGGCCAUCUCGCCAGCGUCGCGCGAUGGCCAAAGCUAUGGAAGAGCUCAUCUCACUGUGGAUGGUACAAUUCGAGGAGGCGAAGCCGCCCACGGCCAGGGUGCUCUGCGCCUUGGUGGUGGCCAGUAGGGGCUUGCCCGGCAAGGUUCCGACGGAGGAGAUGGGCGAACGAUGGAUGCAGAACUCUUUGGUGCUGAAAUCCGUAGAUCCCGAGAAGCACUGGGACCUGCGCGCCCAAGAGUUUACGAGCGUCGUCCAGAAGUUGAGCAGGCUCCCACAGCAGAAUGCUGUGGACUUGGUGGAGGCUGUGGAUGCCAUUCUUCGCAGCAGAGCAUGGGAACACGGCGCCCAGGGAGCUGAGGCUGCAGAAGAGAAAGCGCAGGCACACAAGGACCACGCUCCGGGUGAUUCAAAGGAGCCUCGCGCUCGCAGUGCGGAUCCUGGCCCUGUUCCUGCAGCCUUGAGGCCCGAGCUUCGAAAAGUUUGCGAGGCGGUGAAGCGCCGUGGCUGGACCAAGAUCAAGUGGCAAGAUGGAUUCACGGGCCUCCACCUAGCGGCUCAGAUGGGAGAGGAGAAGGCCAUCGAGUUUCUGCUACGGGCUGGUGCGGAACACAGCCUUGCGAAGCAGGACUCAAAAGGCUUUCGCCCUGUGGACUACGCCAAGAACAAAGGGCAUGAUGCCAUCGUGCAGCUGCUCACGCCUCCAGAGAUUCAAGCGGCACAGGGUUUGCAACCAACGUCGGCAGCAGCAACGGCAGACCUCAUGCCAGACAAGGAUGCACCCGCGGAGGCGAUCGGUUUGGGCAGCUCGACAUCCGAGCAUCUUCCAAAAGUCCCAGCCGAGGAAGAGGAGUCGAGCCUUCCGGAUCAAGAGCCAACGGCAGAGAAGGAGACAGAGAAUGCACAAGGGAGUCAAGAGGUGGGCAGUGAGGACAAGCCCAAGAGGAAGACCUUGGCCAAGAAGGCCAAAGUGCCUACAGGAACGCGAGCCAGCACCGCCACGCCCAAGCGAGCCAGCAGAAGAGGCUAG
This is a messenger RNA of Symbiodinium natans, 6789 nucleotides long. The record is from the annotation of a GenBank genome assembly. Lineage: Eukaryota; Dinophyceae; Suessiales; Symbiodiniaceae.